AUGCCAUUAUUAUACAAACCAGCUGCUGAAGGUAAAGACGUCAAACCAGCUCAAAUUCCAUCUCCAGGCAACAACUCCUUUUUGGAAGAUACUUUUACCAGUGAUGCUCCAAAAGAUAAACAAAUCUCAUGUGGUUUCUACAGACAAGAAAAAGGUGAGCCAUUAGUUUACACUUACGAUUACGAUGAAAUGAAAAUUAUUGUUGAAGUAUCAGGCGAAUUCACCCUUACUGAUGAAACUGGAAAAAAAGUUAAUGCUAAACCGGGUGACGUAUUUUACUUUAGUAAAGGUACAACUAUCACUUUUGAAUCUACUGAUUACGCUUUAGCAUUUUUCACUGGUUUGAGACCAAAUGGUGCUGCAUAG
Molecule: messenger RNA, 366 nt
Organism: Candida dubliniensis CD36
Lineage: Eukaryota; Fungi; Ascomycota; Pichiomycetes; Serinales; Debaryomycetaceae
Exons: 1
Coding region: 1-366 (121 amino acids)
Source: RefSeq, a predicted model, not a curated record